Molecule: messenger RNA, 1192 nt
Organism: Formica exsecta
Lineage: Eukaryota; Metazoa; Arthropoda; Insecta; Hymenoptera; Formicidae
Gene: Coq3
Product: ubiquinone biosynthesis O-methyltransferase, mitochondrial
Exons: 5
Coding region: 229-1095 (288 amino acids)
Biological process (GO): ubiquinone biosynthetic process
Molecular function (GO): 2-methoxy-6-polyprenyl-1,4-benzoquinol methyltransferase activity
Source: RefSeq, a predicted model, not a curated record
CCAAGCAGCUGUAAGAUGGAUGUAGAGGCGCCAGUGUAUGACGCGCAAUCAUCGGCACCCGGCUCCCGGCUGACCCGGCACCGUGGGCAUAUGUCAUGCGUCGAAACAUUUUAUACGACAAUAAGAUAUAGGACAGGAUUGCUGCGUAAUUUGCGGAUGCAAAUCAUAUCACUGUUAUAUCGGCAAUCAAAGGAAGAAUAGCAGAGGAAUUGUGAACGAGUACCAAAAAUGAAAGCCUUGAAAAUUUGUAGAUAUUUCAAUGGACCAUUGAUCAAUUUUCAACAUUCAUUCUCCAACAAAUUGUUUGAAGGUAGAAAGAUUGAUAGAAUAGACAGAGCAAUAUCGACAGUGGAUCCUAAAGAUAUUAAACAUCAUUCUAAUUUAAAAAAUAAUUGGUGGGAUGAAAACAGUCCAGUAAAGGCUCUUCAUGUAUUCAAUCCGCUCAGAGCGCAGUUUGUAAGAGAUGGUUUGGCCAAUGCUGGAUUUAAAUUACAAAAUCCAGCUCUUCCGUUGGAAGGAGUCAAGAUUGCAGAUAUUGGCUGUGGCGGAGGUAUAUUGACUGAAUGUUUAGCAAGAAUAGGAGCACAUGUAACUGGACUAGAUGCAUCAACAGAAUUGAUAGAUAUUGCCAAAGAGCAUAUAAAAUUGGAUCCUAUUACAUUGGAAAGAGUAAAUUAUAUUCAAACAAGUAUAGAAGAGUUUUCCCCCCAAAAUGAGAAAUUGUAUGAUGUUGUUGUAGCUUCUGAGGUCUUAGAACAUGUAGAAAAUCCAGAAAUAUUUUUAAAGGAAUGUGUGAGAAUUCUGAAACCUGGUGGAUCAAUUUUUGUAACGACAAUAAACAAAACUGUAACGUCUUUGCUCGGUGCUAUUAUAAUAGCAGAAUAUAUCCUUAAUUGGAUACCACGUGGUACUCACGAAUGGAAUAAGUUUAUUGCUCCACAUGAAGUACAAUGUAUAUUGGAUAACUGUGGCUGCAAAACUGAAUUAAUUCAUGGAAUAAAAUUUAAUCCACUAACAUAUCAAUGGUCUUGGUCAUCAUUUGCGCCUAUUCAUUAUGGACUUCAUGCAGUCAAGCAAAAGGAAACUAGAAUAUGAUGAUAGUCCUUGAAAUAUAAGAAACUUUGGAGAAAAUGAUAUUUGAAUAAAAUGGAGAAGGAUUAAUAUAUAAAAUCAAUAUAUAAGAUAUAUAAAA